Endocarpon pusillum Z07020 is the source of this 1080-nucleotide messenger RNA. RefSeq lists its product as uncharacterized. The transcript is spliced from 4 exons. NCBI's taxonomy places the organism in Eukaryota, Fungi, Ascomycota, Eurotiomycetes, Verrucariales, Verrucariaceae. Bases 1 to 1080 code for a protein of 359 amino acids. Gene Ontology annotation, molecular function: 6-phosphogluconolactonase activity; protein binding. The record is from RefSeq and is a predicted model, not a curated record.
AUGCUGCAUCAUCUGAUGGUUGGGACCUGGACCCGACCCGGCGCCAUAUUUACCUUUGAGUUUGAUGAUGAGUCGUUGACCUUGAAAUUGAUUAAGAAAACCGGCAUUAAUCAUGACGAACCUAUCUCAUGGAUGACAUUCGAUCAUGCUAGGAGGAACAUCUAUGGAGCUUCCAUGAAAACGUUUUCCAGCUUUUCCGUGAAAACUCCUACCGAGAUAACUCACCAUAUGUCGCAUUCAAUCGCAGGACACCCCAAAGCAAGCAGUCUAGAAACGAGGACACGAGCAAUAUUUGUUCUGGCAGCAAAACAGCCACCAUACAACGUCUACGGCAAUCCUUUCUAUGAAUAUGCGGGCUACGGAAACGUCUUCUCUGUGAACAAGGACGGAGCAAUGGAAUCAAAUAUCCAGAAUUACGAGUAUUGCCCCGAAUCUGCAAUACAUGGAAUGGUGUUCGACUCUACCGAGACCUAUCUCUAUUCAGCAGACAUGUGGGCCAACAGAAUAUGGACGCACAAGAAAGAUGGUGAAAGUGGCAAGCUCACCCUUGUUGGCAGUGUUGAUGCUCCUGCUCCCGGAGACCACCCCCGCUGGGUGGAGAUCCAUCCCAGUGGUGCAUAUCUUUAUGUCCUGAUGGAAGCUGGGAAUAAUCUGGCCGUCUAUGUGAUCGAUCAGCAGACUCACAUGCCAGUCUUCACACAACUGACAUAUCCGCUCAUCCCUCCAGGUUUGGAUAAGAAGCUCUACCGCGCAGACGUCGUCUCAAUGUCGCAUGGUAGUAAAUACCUUUUCGCCACCGCCCGUGCCAAUCCCAUCGAUAUCACUGGCUACAUCAGCGCUUUCAGUCUAGGUCCAGCAGGCAACAUCAUCCGUCAGCUCUGCAUGAAUCCUACACCUAACAGUGGAGGACACUCCAACGCGGUUAGCCCCUGUCCUUGGAGCGACGAGUGGUUGGCGCUCACAGACGAUCAGGAUGGCUGGAUAGAGAUUUAUCGAUGGAAGGAUGAGCGGAUGGCCAGGGUUGCGCACUGUGAUGUUAAGGAGCCGGGAUUUGGCAUGAAUGCAAUCUGGUAUAAUUGA